Molecule: messenger RNA, 591 nt
Organism: Naegleria lovaniensis
Lineage: Eukaryota; Heterolobosea; Eutetramitea; Acrasida; Naegleriidae
Exons: 2
Coding region: 1-591 (196 amino acids)
Biological process (GO): CTP biosynthetic process; GTP biosynthetic process; UTP biosynthetic process
Molecular function (GO): nucleoside diphosphate kinase activity
Source: RefSeq, a predicted model, not a curated record
AUGGCUAAACGUUUCCUUGUUCCUCUCUUUCUCGGCACUGCCUCUGUCUUGUUUGGAAGCCAUGUCUUUGCUGGUGCUUCAUCAAGCAGGGACGUUCAAGCUGAUCAACUCCCUCCUCAAGGUGUUGCCAAUACCAAACAUGAAAGAACUUUCAUGGCCAUCAAAUACGAUGCUAUUCAACGUGGAAAUAUUUCCGAGAUUAUGGGUAGAAUGGAACGUAAAGGAUACAAGCUCGUCGGUCUCAAGCUUGUUCAACCUUCUCGUAGUCUCAUUGAAAAUCACUAUGCUGAUUUGAAGGGAAGACCAUUCUUUGAAGGCCUCGUCAAUUAUAUGACUGGUAAGCCAGUUGUUGCCAUGGUUUGGGAAGGAAAGGGAGUCAUUUCUUACUCUCGUGUCAUGAUUGGUACAACCAAUCCACUCACUGCUGCUCCAGGAACCAUCCGUGGUGAUUUGUCCAUUGAUGUUGGUAGAAACAGUGUUCACGGAAGUGACAGUGCUGAAACUGCUAACAAUGAGAUUAACUUGUGGUUCACUCCUCAAGAAAUUGCCAACUAUGAGCUUUGCACUGCUGAAUGGACUUAUGAAAAGUAA